This is a messenger RNA of Cyanistes caeruleus (blue tit), 4837 nucleotides long. The record is from RefSeq and is a predicted model, not a curated record. NCBI's taxonomy places the organism in Eukaryota, Metazoa, Chordata, Aves, Passeriformes, Paridae.
UGUCCAAAAUGUGGAGGAGCCAGACACAGACCUGCAAGAACCACAGGAUCUUGGCCAAUCUUCAAGAGCAGAGCUGCCAACAUAUAUUCGUGGAAGGCAUUACAUCCCAGUGGGGCUGGCAGGAUUCAGUCACUCCGUGGAUGUACCAUGGAUUCCCCUCAAAGUGGAGAAGGUUUUCAGGAUCCUGCCGCUGUCGGGUGUGCUGCAGCCGGGAGAGAGACAGGAGGUCUUCUUCACCUUCACUGGCCACCUCAACACCAUGGCCCAAGUCACAGCGCUGUGCCACGUGGAGGGAGGCCCCACCUACGAGGUGAAGCUGACCGGGGAGGCCUCACGUGUCAGCUUCUCCCUGAGCGCCCGGGAGAUCAACUGCGGCUCCCAGAUGUUUAACGAAGUUCAUCACAGCACGGUCAUCCUGGCAAACACCAGCAAGAUUAAAUUCAACUGGGUGCUAGAACCCAGCACUGCAGACCAAGACCUGCCUGGUGUGUUUCUGGUCAAGCCCACCACUGGCUCCAUUGCAUGUGGCAGGAAGCAAGUGCUGAGAUUCUCUUACAUGCCAGGAGUACCAGGAGCCUUUAGCAGGACAUACCAGCUUAAAGUGGGUGACCUGGAGCCGGAAAAGAUCUGCCUGAAAGGAGAAGCGUCCUUUCCUAUGAUCAGUGUCAACCUGCCCUGGAACAUCAAAGGAAAUGAGAAACGUGGAAAGCCACUACGGCUUGCAGAACACAGGCAGCAAUACAGUGAGACCCUGAAAAUUCAGAUCCCAGCAGCUCAGCCCUUAAAAAGUCCAGAUGUGAAGACUGGGAAGCUGCAGCCCUGCAUGCCUGGAGGCUCUGACAUUGUAGCAAACACUCGGCUGCAGAUAAAGAUGAUCGAGAAGGCUGCUCUGGAGCUGCAGAAGAAGCUCACGUGCCAUCCCCCAAAGACCGAGUUCCCUGACAAAAAGCUGUGCCAGAGCCUUGUCAAAGUUGAGCUGCCCGAGUAUGUCCUGGACAUGGGCACUGUCCUGAAGGGUUUCACUGAGAGACGCACUCUGGAGAUCACCAACCCUGGGCAGAUCCCAGUGUCCUUCUGGGUCGAUGCAUCUGUCCUGCAGGACACAGGUUUCAGCGUGGACCUGGGCCAGAUGAAGAGUCUGCCCCACAUGCACACCCUGAGGUUUGAUGUGUGCUUUGAAAGUGCCCAGCAACCACAGGGUGACGUGGAUGUGCUGCUGCCCAUACAGGUAACAAAAGGCCCCACGUCUCACAUCCGCCUCCGUGCCACUGUCUUGGAACUGUCGCUCGACCUCUCCCAGAACACACUGCAGUUCCCCAGUAUCCUCGUUGGGCAGUGCCAGGUUGAGACAGUCCAGCUCUACAACGGGUUCCAAGUGCCCUGCAAAUGGUUCAUCACUGCCAUCAAGCCUGUUACGAAGAGCAAUCAACUCAGAUACAUGACACCAGCCCAAGGUCAGAAGCAGCAGGCGCUGGAGGAAAGGCGCUGUCCCUUUGAAGUGACGCCCUCCAAAGGAACCCUUGAUGCAGGAGCGUGGCAGAACUUGCAAAUCCAGUUUGCACCCAAGGAGGAGAGGUCUUACAAGUAUGAACUGAAACUUAACAUUCAUGGGAGCAGCAAUCACUUAAGUCUGCACCUCUCGGGGCAAGGUCUGGAGCCACGGUUGGAGUUCAGUCCCCCAGCACUAAAGAUGGGAUGGGGGCUGGUGGACAGCGAUGGGGUGGAGGCCACAGUGGUGGUGAAGAACCCAUGCAAAUUCCCCAUCGAGUUUUACUCCCUGGAUUUUGAUGAGCAGUACCUGGAGGAGGAGAAGAUGCUGAGGCAUCUGGGACUGCAUCCCCAAGGGCCUCCCCUUCCCCCUGCUGCUGUCCUCUCCAGAGUUGACUGCCCAGAGGAGCGGCUGGGCUCUGCAGAGCAUGUGAAGCCCUUCACCAUUGUUACACCUGAAGACAAUCUGGCCAAGACCCCAGAUGAGAUGGGCAGUUCUGCUGAGGGCCAGCCAAAGAAGGGUAAAGCAGCCAGCAGAGACAAGUUUCCAAAGGGGAGCCAAAUAUCUACACAGAGAACAGAAAGUCCCUGGGAAUCCUCCAGCACAAGGUCCAAAUGUACACUGGAAAGUGCCUCAGUCCCCACAGAAUUCCUCAGGCUGAAACGGUACCGCUGGAUAGUGCCUGCCCUCGGUGAGGUGGAACUGAAGGUCCACUUCUCCACCAAAAAGCCAGGGGAGUUUGAGCAGACGCUGAGGUUUGAGCUGGUGGGGACAAAGCGGCAGUACGAGCUGCCCUGCAGUGGCACCGGCCUGUACCCCAGCAUCAGCCAGAACCCACGGCUGGUGUUUCCACAGUGGAGGAGGACCAUGAAGGAAGGUGAAAUCAUCUUCAAGGAAUAUGUUGAGAGCACCAAGCAAUUCCACUUUGGACCGCUGCUGUGUGGGAAAUCAAGAGAGUGGUACAAGGCCCAGAACUGUCCUGCCAACUCGGAGAAUAUAACCAUCCUCAACAACUCCCCCAUGGACGUAGAGGUCCAGUUCUUCUUUGAGGAUGAUGAAAAAGCAGAGACGUUCCUUCUGGACCCUCCCAGCAUGACCCUGAAACCAAAGAAGAAGCAGGAGCUGACCAUUUGGGCAUACCCCACUUCCCCUGGCUUCCUGGAAGACAAACUCAUCUGCUGCAUUGACAAGAACCCAGAGCCAGUGGUCUUCAGCGUGUGCUGCCACGGGGUGCACGUGAAGCUGGAGGUCAGCCCCCUGGAGCUGUCUUUUGACAAGCUGCUUCUGCACAGGACUGACAGCAGGACCUUGGUCCUGAAAAACAACACCCUACUGCCCAUGGCCUGGCAGCUCAGUGGGCUGGAUGACCUUGCUGAGGACUUCUCACUGUCACAAGAUAACGGCACCAUUGAUCCCCGCUCAGAGUUUGAAGUGACAGUGAAUUUCAAGGCCCAGCAGAUUGGCACCAUUGAGAAGACCCUUCGACUAGAGGUUUCAGAUACAGAAAACAUCCUGGGGAUUGUUCAGGUUGAAAACAUCAAACUGUCUGCAGAGGUGUAUGAUGUUCUCCUGAGCAUGGUCCUGCCUGAAGAUGAAACCUUGGAUUUUGGAACCAUCCAUGUCCUGGAUAAUGUGAAGACCGUCCUGACUCUAAAGAACAAAGGGUUGUACAACAUCGAGUACAGAUUGAUGCUGAAGGGUGCAGGUCCCAGGAUGCGAGACUUGGCAUCCCACUUCACUGUCAAGCCUCAGUCGGGCAAGCUGAUCGCCUCCCAGCCUGGUGUGAAUAUUGAGAUAUUCUUCCACCCCACAAGGGAAAUGCUCCUCAAGAACAGCCCCAUCCUGUACUGCCAGGUGAUAGAUGCCAUCGCAGGGGAAGGAGGCCAGACUGUCGCCAACAUCCCAGUGAGGGUGUCGGCCAGAGCUGCGUACAGCAAGUUCAGUAUUGAGCCCAUCAAUUUCGGUGCCAUGAUGAAGGGCAGCAAGAAGACCCAGACUGUCGUGCUGGAGAACACAGGCACGAUCAGCUUCAAAUUCCACAUCCAGCCAGCAACCGAGGAUGCAUCUUCACUGGAAAGCAAAAGUUCAAAGCAAGGGGAAUCUGUUCCAUCAGCUAGGAAGUGCUCAGCGGGAAGGAAAUCAAGCUUGACACAGGGUCAGCUCAAUGUGGGCAUGUUCACGGUGUCCCCUUGCUCCGGCUCCAUCGCUCCGUGGGGCCAGCAGCAGAUCACGGUGGAGUGCCUGGCAGGGCAGGAGGGGACUUGUGAGGAGCAGCUGUACAUUGACAUCGUGGGCAGAGACCCCAGGGACAAUCCCCUCGGCAUUCCCUUUACCCUGACUGCCGAGUCCUGCCUGCCAGCAUUUGCUGAGGAUGCGAUGUUAAUCUUCGAAGAAUACCCGAUCUGCAGCAGCACUGACCUCAGCCACAAGCUGCUCUCUGUGCACGGUGUGGGCCUGUUUGUGAGAGAUGAAAACAACUUCAUCUUCAACAAGAUUCUGGUUGGGCAAGAGGCUGAAGCCCACUUCAACAUCUACAACACAAGUGCUCUGCCGUGUGACGUGGUCCUCUCCAUCAGCCCCCUGCCAGGACAGGAAAAAGGCCCUAUCACCGUUUUCAAGUUGCAUCCAGUCCAGAUGUCCAUUCCCGGCUCAUCCCACGCUGUUGCUACAGUGACCUUCACCCCUCCAGACGAGCAGAACUACGACUGCACUUUUAAGGCUUCCCUUGUCAUCCCCAAAUGCUCUGUGAAAAUCACGUCCGUAACAACGGCAUCGUACCUGUCAAGUAUCAUUGUGCUCUGUGUUCCCUUUUCUCAGUUUAUGUUACACCUGGAGGAUGAGCAUGGAGCAUUCUUCUUGAAAGCCAGGCGCUCCACACUGGAGAGAUUCCACACUGAAGAUGUGGGAGAGGACUCUGUUGAAAAUGAGAGCAAGCCCCCAGGGAAGCCUCUCCUGCUUCUGCAUCGUGGGCAAUCGGCAGAGUUUGAUGUCAUUUUCAAUCCCACCCUGGCUCAACGUGUGGAAGGGAAGAUCCGCGUUUUAGUGGGGGACACCUACUCUGACAAGACCCUGAUAGAGCUGGUGGGUGAAGGCCACAAGGAUGAAUUCAGCUUCGACUGUCUAGAGGAAGACCCACAGUUGAGGAAUGAUAAGAGCAGUUUGAACAAAGACAUCAUUGAUGCUGUCAGACUGAACCACAUCCAGUUUGGGGACUGUCCUGUUGGGAAGCCCUGCCACAGGAUCUUCACCAUCACCAACCACACCGGCAUGAUGUUCAUGCGCUUCGAGUGGGAGGCAGACGUCCCAUUCCAGUUCUCCCCCAGGGGAGACCUCACAUGCCAGUGCUAG